Molecule: messenger RNA, 798 nt
Organism: Rodentolepis nana
Lineage: Eukaryota; Metazoa; Platyhelminthes; Cestoda; Cyclophyllidea; Hymenolepididae
Source: the annotation of a GenBank genome assembly
AUGCGAGUUCCUCCCCUGAUCUCCACUCCGGAUGAUGUCAAAACCCAGUUGGACCUACUCAAAGCCCUCGAAGACAUUGAGGCAGCCUUCAGCGUUAUCAAAACGAAGGGCAAAACUCUUGAUAUGCAUCCAGCCGAUAGGAAUUACAGCAAUCUCAAAUGUAACAUCGAACCCAUACCCACCAGUCACAAAAUGGAGAAAAUCAUUAAGGAUUACGUUCGAUUGACUCACGCUUCGACGCACAAUAACUACAGUUUAGAGGUGCUGCAAACUUUCGAGCUGGCAAAGAAUGGUGAAGCGGAGUCUUUCCAAGACUAUGGAACGCGACGUCUUCUCUGGCAUGGAAGUCGCAUGACCAACUGGAUGGGAAUUCUGGGUCGUGGUUUGAAGAUAGCUCCUCCAGAGGCACCUUGUACCGGUUAUAUGUUUGGCAAAGGUGUCUACUUUGCAGAUUGUGCGUCCAAAUCCGCCAACUAUACCCAUGCCCACAUAAGUGACAAUGUCGGGCUCAUGGCUUUAUGCGAAGUUUCCUUGGGAGAAAUAAACCCUCUUUUACACGCGGACUCCAAUGCAAAUAAUCUUCCCAAGGGAAAGCAUAGUGUUCAAGGCGUGGGUAGCAAUGUGCCAGACAAGUCGACAUGGAUCACUUUGGAUGAUGGAGUGGUCGUCCCGUGUGGAAAGAUGGUAGAAUCGGAUGUAAAGAAUGCCUCCCUAUAUUACAAUGAAUUCAUUGUCUAUGAUGUUCGACAAAUUCGUUUGCGCUACUUGGUUCAAAUGAAAUUCAAUUAUAAAUACUGA